Molecule: messenger RNA, 2528 nt
Organism: Micropterus dolomieu (smallmouth bass)
Lineage: Eukaryota; Metazoa; Chordata; Actinopteri; Centrarchiformes; Centrarchidae
Gene: rundc3ab
Product: RUN domain containing 3Ab
Exons: 11
Coding region: 241-1536 (431 amino acids)
Cellular component (GO): cytosol
Source: RefSeq, a predicted model, not a curated record
CAGAAGCCCACGUAAUUCAGUCUGUGUAUAGGAGUAAUAAUAAAAUAAUCAGACCAACACACUGCAUGUUGCGGUCCUAUCUGACGCGUCAAACUGCACAUCCUCCGCCAAAACUGCUGCAGGCUGUCAGGGGUUCUGAUGCGGGCAGUCAGCAUCCUCUCUCCUGCAUCCAGAAGUGAAUGAGGAGGGCCGGUGGCCGACAGGGAGGGGUCCUUUGAUAUCAGGGCUGCCUCCUCCUGGAUGGAGCCCGGCUGUAUGCAGUCAGCGAUGGCCAUGGGAGAUGUCUCGAAAAAAGCGUCGGCUCGGAACGUGGCGGUGGAGCGAAAAAACCUCAUCACCGUCUGCAGGUUUUCAGUAAAGACGCUGUUAGAGAAAUACACAGCCGAGCCCAUAGAUGAUUCAUCUGAGGAGUUCAUCAAUUUCGCAGCCAUUCUUGAACACAUCCUUAGCCACCGUUUCAAAGGCUCCGGCAGUUGGUUUGAUGGUCAGAGGAGUUACUGGGACUACAUCCGUCUGGCCUGUGCUAAAGUACCCAACAGCUGCAUCAGCAGCAUCGAGAGCAUGGAAAACAUUAGCACCUCACGAGCCAAGGGUCGGGCCUGGAUACGAGUAGCCCUGAUGGAGAAGAGGUUGUCUGAAUACAUCGCCACUGCUCUGAGGGACAGCAGAACGACCAGGAGGUUCUAUGCAGAAGGAGCCAUCGUGUUAAGAGAGGAAGCCACGGUCCUAACAGGGAUGCUCAUUGGUCUUGGAGCCAUAGACUUUAGUUUCUGUCUGAAAGGGGAGGCUUUGGAUGGGAAAUCUUCAGCUGUGAUUGAUUACACACCAUACUUAAAAUUCACACAAAGUUAUGAAUACCUGAGUGAUGAUGAUGAUCGACAGAGUGUUAACAGCAGCACAAGUGAUGACAGCAUCCCCGAACACCCCUACAUCCCCCUGGUCACUGACGAGGAGAGCUGGAGCACAAAGUGUCGCAAGAUGGAGCAGAGGUUCAAGAUCGUCAAUGCUCAAAAGGGUUACCUGGAGGAGCUUGUGCGCCUGCGUGAGUCCCAGCUGAAGAACACAGAAACAGAGAACAAAAGGCUGAAGGCCCGAUUGGAGGAGCUACAGAGCCACAGCCAACAGGAGAAGAAGGACCUGGAGGCCAUAGUCCUGGAGCUUCAGGAGCAGCUGACAAACUUGAUACCAUGCGACUCCAACCACCUGGCCAAAAACCUCUCCAUCCCUUUGGUCAAUCAGUGGCCGACGCUCCAGCCGUACAACAACCAAGAGGACGUCAAGCUGUUCCGCAGGAGGAGUUUCCCCAGCACAGAGCUGCUGUCAGUGGAGAUCAGCCUGGAUUCAGACUCCCAGAGGAUGGAGGGGAAACAGAAUGGAGGAGCCUGGUGCACAGAAAAAGACUACACCCCCUCCAUGAUGGGCCUGUGUGGGUCCUUGGCAUCCCUCCCGAGCUGCAAGUCUCUGGCUAGCCUCAAGUCCAGCGAGUGCCUGGUUAACAUCAGCACAGAGAACAGUCCUGCCCUCUCUCCCAGCUAGGGGGCGCCAAAGAAACACUGCCAACAACUUAACAGACUGCAAUUCAACAUGAAUACAAAAAGACUACUUUUGGUAGGCGGACAAAAGCUCUCUUUCGUGGCGCUUACGUGAGUCCCUUUACCUUUCUGCUCUGCGCCCAGCACUCUCGCAACUGGAACCUUUUAAGUGUUUGUGAAUGAGUAGCCUCUGUGUCUGGGACUGUCCAACAAAGACGCAGGAAAAGCUGCUGUACUGCCUGACGGCCUCCUUCUGUUUCACUGUCUUUAUUUGUCUUGACAUGAUUAAGCCUCCAGAAAUGCAAACAACAGGUUCAAGUUUGACCUCUCUUAUGUCACAAUACUUGAUUUUGUGCACUUACAGUCACGUAUCUGUACAAAACUUGGUGUAUGGUUGUUUUGUAUGUACUUGUCCAUUUGUCUGUGUCUUACCAGUCUGUGUAUCUUAUUCUGCCUCUUGCAUAAUACUGGCAGUGCAGGAUGGAUGAGUUAUGAGUUAUAACCUUUUAUGGAACAGAAACAAUGUUUUGCCAUAUAAUAUUACACUAUUAUAAGAGAGACAAAAAGAGAAGCUUGUCUUGUGCAGAUAAAGAGGCCAGAGGGUUUUAUGAUGAAGAUUAUUUUAAAAUGAACAGAUGCAGCUACAUGAUAUUUAGGAUGAAUGGCAGUUUAGGCCCUAUUCCAACUUACUGAAUGUUAGAUACAGAUUUUAGGAUGUGACAUAAAAGAUCAGGCUACUAAGGUUUGCAGAGCCACUACAAUGUGAACAUAAAAACACUCACAUAAUAUCUAUUGCAUACAAUGCAAAGUGCAUUGUGACUAUGCAGAAUGAAUGUUUUCAUUGUCUUUUUCUACAAACCUGGCUUGAUAGAGUAGUUUGAGCGAGGAGAGAAAUAGUGAAUGUGCAAUGUGAGUAUGUGUGUCAUUUUUACCCCAAUUUUUUUCUUAUGAUCUGUUUUUAUUUUUAUAUAAUUUCACAUCAUACUUACAUCUAUC